Haliotis rufescens (red abalone) is the source of this 557-nucleotide messenger RNA. RefSeq lists its product as uncharacterized. The transcript has 3 exons. The record is from RefSeq and is a predicted model, not a curated record. The coding region runs from base 32 to 493 and encodes 153 amino acids. NCBI's taxonomy places the organism in Eukaryota, Metazoa, Mollusca, Gastropoda, Lepetellida, Haliotidae. Gene Ontology annotation, molecular function: protein binding.
AGGUAUAGUGCGGUGAUCAGUGAAACGCAUCAUGGGUUUCAGUGUAUACGCUCUCAUGUUUUUCUGUAUGGUGCUGUGCCAUGACGCCCAGGGUGCCAAAGGCCGUUUGGUUUACUUCAAAGCGUCGCUGUCCAAGAUCAAAACCUAUGGGAUUCACAGUACGGUGAUAUUUGACAAAUGCGAAGCAAACAUCGGGAAGGGCUACAAUCCAACCUCCGGAGUGUUCCAUGCCCCAGUGUCAGGGUAUUACGAGUUCAAAGUUCAGCUGGAAGCAGGCAGCUCUGGCGGGUAUUCCUUCUGCUUGGUGUGCGAGGGCGUCGUCAAGUCGGAGCUGUCCAUUCAACGUGUAUGGAGCAGCAAGUUCACGAGCGCCAUCUUCCACGUCAACGCUGGGGAACACGUGCUCGUCAGGAAGACCGUCCAUGGCGGUGCCACCCGCAUUGCAGCUGGAGCGCGAACACAGUUCUCCGGCUACCUGCUUCGAAGUGACUGACAGACCUGAGAAUCACGGAGAUGUGCCUGUCUGCUGCUGUAUUAAAACACAGUAUUACCCUACA